AUGGCCCGCUCAAUCGACCUCUUCACCGAAUACCCUCUAAUCAUCGACCCAUCCUCCAAAGCAAUCUCCCUCUCCAGCAACGCAAGCGGAUACACCCCCUCCCAAACCAGCUCGCUGAACGCCGAACUCGCCGCCCUAAACCUCCUGCACCGGAGCCUACUCACCCUCGACGCGCCAACCAUCCCCCCACCGCCCAUCCCACUCAACCCCAAGCGCAGCGCCCAGAUCACCAAGCUCCGCGACAGCGCCAACACGGCGUUCCGCAAGAACAACAUUCCCGAGGCGAUCAAGUUGUACUCGCUCUCGAUUGACAUGGCGCAGAGCCGGCCUGGGUGGGAGCCUGUUGCUGUAGCGAGGGAGGAGUUGGCGGCGCUGUAUUCGAACCGGGCGCAGGCGUUCAUGGCGCAGCAGGAUUGGGUUGAGGGGUUGGUGGAUGCGAAGGCUAGUGUUGAGGCGAAGCCGAUGGGGAAUGUGAAGGCUUGGUGGCGCGGGGGGAAGUGCUUGGUUGAGAUGGCGAGGUGGGAGGAGGCGAGGACGCUUGUUCAUCGUGGGGUUGAGAUUGAGGGGAAGGCGAGCGAGGGGGGGAAGGAGUUGUUGGCGUUGCUGGAGGAGGUGGAGCAGGGGGCUAAGAGGAGUGAGCAGUAG
Molecule: messenger RNA, 645 nt
Organism: Aspergillus puulaauensis
Lineage: Eukaryota; Fungi; Ascomycota; Eurotiomycetes; Eurotiales; Aspergillaceae
Exons: 1
Coding region: 1-645 (214 amino acids)
Molecular function (GO): protein binding
Source: RefSeq, a predicted model, not a curated record